UAACACUAGGACAAGGACAAAAAAAACAAAGUCAAGAAUUUUAAAUACAGUACAAAAAGAGUGGAGACAAAUAACUACAGGCAGUAAUGCUAGAUGACUUAACAAUUAUUUGUUCGGACUCCUGAAUAAUUUAAUUGAUGUACAGCUAACUUACAACAUUUUCGACCAGAUUAUCAAAUUUAUUAAAGUUAGAUUUAAGUCUGAAUAAUAUCAUUUUUCUUGUAAUAAAUUCAUGAGGUAGAUGUUAAUCAAUUAUAGAAUUGUGGAAUUAUAAGUCCGGUAUUAUGAAGAAUAGGUACAUUUGCAGUUUAUUUUAGAGCAAUAACAAUUUUGAGUGAAAAUUGAAUCUUAGGUGUGCUCUGCGGUCUGCAAAAGAGAUAAGGAAAAUUUUUGAGAUCAAGAACUUUGUAUAUUUUAUUUUGUAAAGAUUCAAUUUUAUCAGUACUGGAAGUAUUAAUAGAAGUUGAAACAACUGAACAAUAUUCUAAUUUAGAUCUAAUUAGAUAUAAAUAGAGAAAAAUAAUGGAAUCUUGUUUAGUAGCAUAAAAGGUGCUGCAAGAUGGUCCCCGAGAAGAAACACAAGAAAAGUAAGUCAAAGGAGAAAGAGAAGAAGAAACAUCAUGGACGGAAAGGAAGCAGUGUUUCUGAGGAUGAGUUAUUUAAUGAUGAACCAGAAACUGAUGAUGAUGCUGCCAUCAAUCUCAAUGAAGAACUGCAUCCCAUUGGCUACUACGUCAAUGACAGGAAAACUAUGCUGGAUCACGUGUUCUCUGUCACAACGGAACGGAAGAUUCGUGCCAUGCUACCUCCGAUACUGAAGCCACUUCCUUUGUUAGAACUGAAGUCUCUGUGUCUGGACCAGCUGCUGGGGAUGUCUACCAAGCGCGUGAUCAGCAUUCUUGAUGGGCAGCAACUGGAGUCCUCUUCAGGCACGGAUGAUGAUAACGAUGGCAGUGAUGUGGAGACAAAAGUGCAUGCAGCUGGAGAGACAAACAAUUGUGAGGAACUGGGUGACAUUGAUGGCUAUGUGAUGUCUGAGCCUGAGGACACUUUAGAAAUUGGAAUCACCACCCAGGAAAUGGGUGAUUUGUUCACUGAUGAUGGGGAUAGUAAGAUGGCAAAGAAGAAGGAAAAGGCCAAACACACGUCCAAAAAGAAACACAAGAAACGUUCGGACAAAGAGAAAGAGAAGAAGAAGGAAGACAGUAGUUCGGACAGCAGCACGAAGGCGGUGCAGAAGGAGACGGUGGAGGAGGAGAAGGGCAAGAGCCUGCUGGAGAUACUGGAGCUGGAGAUGAGGGCCAGGGCCAUCAGAGCUCUGCUCCGAGAGCACGGAGACUCCCCGGUCAGAGCCGGUGAGAGGCAGGGCUCCGUGGAGUUGGUGUGUGAGCAGGAGACAGCACUGCCUCCCAGCAUACACAUCAAGGAAGAAAAGCCCUUUGAGCAAAAAAAAAUAAAGAGACAGGUCCCUGAGUUAGCAUCACACAACAAACGUUGCAAGUCGAGGAAAAUGGAAAGUCGUGGUCACAGGAGAACAAGACAGCCAAAGACUUGUUCAGAGGUGCCGAUAAAGGCUGAGGUCAUUGACGUGGAUAGUGACAACAGUGUAGAAUUGAAAGAAAUUGUAAAAGUGAUCCAUUCGGACCUGGAAACAGUUUCGUCCGGGGAAGAAGUUUUCGUAGAUAUGAUUGAUAACUCGGAUCCUGUUGCUAAGGAAGAUGGAGAAAUAAGCUCGGUGGGUGGGGACGAUGUGAUCGAGGUGGAGUACGAUGCCGGCAGAGAUGUGAUCGUGGUGGAUGACAGCGACGGUGAUGUGGACGAGCCGGCCCGCACGUUGUCGGACGAGGUAAGUGAGCUGAGGAAGUCACCCUCGCCGGAAGGAAUGGAGAUGGCGGUCUCUGAGGAGCGCCCUGCUGAGUCGUGGGCACAGAGGUGGCUGAAGAGUAAAGGUGUGCAGAAAGUAGUGACGGACAGCAAAAUGUUUGCUCGCAUACACAAGCGCAUGAAGACAGCUCACAAGGGACGAGUGUCUCCGGAAAGAGCAACCACGGUGUCUUCAGUUGAGGCAGUUGAAGUGGUUGGCAGUGUGGAUGAAUACCAAUCUUUGAAAUUAAAAUAAAAUCAUGAAUGCUUUGUCUGGGAUAAAAUUAACACUGCCCUAAUAGAUAUUUUAAUUUAUGUUAUUUCCCGAUGUCUUAAUUUUUUAUUAAUUUUUUUUUAUUUGUUAGGUUACAAACGUAUUAUAUUAAAACGUACCUUGUCAUUUUGUUUCUUUUUCUGUGUUUUAAAGUUCUGUCAGAAUUAAUUCAAAAUGUAUGUGAUUAAUUGUGAAGACACUCAUUUAUACAGUUAUGUGCUUCAUUAUUUGUAUUAGCUAGACUCCAGGUCAAGGUCCCAUCUGUUUAGAACUACUGACACCUUAUGUCAGUGCGGAUUACGGCUGUGCCUAAAAUUUAAGUGUGGAGCUAUGUGCACGCAACUCUGUAAACCUUACAUCUCUUAUAUAGUAGUCAAGACUCAUAUUGUUUAGCCUCUACAGAUCAGCCAAAAAGUUUAGUUGAAAAUAGUGUAAUAUUACAAUUACAUACUGACAGUUUCGUUAGUUUUGAUUGGUGUACUUGCAUAUAUUUCCACAUAUCUUCCUCAUGAACCUGUGUAUAUGAAUAUUUAUUAUUAUAAAGUUUUUGUUUAGUUUAUACAUUUUGCUUGUAUAGGUAAUAUAUAAUGAAAAUUAUUUAUUUGAAUCUUAAAACUUAAAAUUACUGAAGUAUUGUAGCAAAUAUAACCUACAAUUGAUAUUCAAAAUUGGUGACGUUCGUUUGCUUACGAUAAUGACAGAAGUACAUAGAUUUGUUGGCUUGCAUGCCUGCAUACUUCGCUUUUCCUUGUGAUGUCACUUCCUGGGACAAGCAAAUCUAACAGUAUACAUAUGUACUUGAGGCCAAUUCGAACAUGGCCUAACUUGCGAUAAGUAUGUUUACAUCAAAAACAUAAAGGGAGAUACCUGAAAAAGUUAAAUGUUUGGGAACAAGUAUAUUUUUAACUGACAUUCAGAGAAAGUAAUUUCACAAUGAGUUCUUUUCUAUAAACUGACAGAAACAUCAUACCUAUUUAUUGCAUCUUCGUCCACUUCACUGCAUCACCUGAUCACAUUUGCAGUAACAUUAAACAAAGCAGGAACACAAUUUUUCCCUACACCACAAAUCUUAUGUGCACUAGUAUUAGAAUGUAACCAUACCAUAAUUUAUUUUUACAGUGCUCAUUUAACGAAUGUGGUUUCAGUAAGUUAAUCAUACCUAACAUUUUAGGAACAAAUAAACAUAAUUACUAUCACACAAAAGUUUUCUAAAAUAUGAAGCCAUGUUUUCACACCAGUGAAGCACUUUAAUAGCUGAAUGAUCCACAGUACAUAUACCAUGGGGAGGGGGGGGGGAGAAAGAGAGAAGAGUAAAAGUAACUGUCAUGAGUUGACAUGAGAUGGUAAAACAAAAUUUAGUUGUUUUAUCACCUGGUUAGCAAGAAUGGUAAAACUAUAAAAUAAAAUUUAUAGCACACUCACUAGAAAGUUUCAGCCAACUUAUUUCACAUAUACAGUUUUAAUUUAUUUCCUUCUUCUAUUUUGUACUUUUUAAAUGAAAAAAAAUAUGUACAUAUUCAAGUAAAAACUGUAGAAUACGUUAAGAACAAGAAUGUGAUACACUGGUGGGCAAGAUAUGUCCUGGCAAUGUGGAUUGUGUUAAUUUUACACUACAAAAAUAUUGUUAAUACAUUUUGUUAUUGUCAUAUGUUGAAGUCUUGGAAAUUUACUUUCAACACCUAAAAUAAUAUAAACAAAAUUCUUGUUGUUGAGUUUGGCUGUAUGAAGCCUAUACAGCACACAUCACAAAAAAGAACAUCAGUACAGUAAAACUCGCUUAAGACGUUCCGCGUAACACGUUUUCCCGUUUAUUAAGUUCAAAAAAUUAUUCCCUUGAUCACUUCCAUAUAUCCCUAUGUUAAUUUUUCCCUUACAUAACGUUUGUGUUUAUAUAUGCUUCCCGCACAUAACGUUCCGCGUUUGUAGAAAAAAUAUAAAAUAAUAACAUUAACUUUAAGCAUUUGAACCAUUUUUAAAGUUAAUUAAAAAAAUUUACGUAUGUAUUUACAAACGAUGAGUUAAUUUGAACAGCACAAGACCGUCGAAACCUGCGCCACGCGCCACUCGCUGUUACAGACACGCUGUUCUAUCUGUGCGCCAUUUCCCCACUCGAGUAAUAACUGGUGACGAAAGAUAAACGCGCACGAUCGUCGAAACCUGCGCCACACGCCGCGUGCUGUUACGAGUGUAUUUUAUGUCCAAUCAUCUGCUUUACUGAGACACUGUUCCAUCAACACACCAUUUCCCCCAUUGAGGCAUAAAUUCUGACGAAUGAUAAACGCACACGAUCGUCGAAACCUGCGCCACACGCUGUUACAAGUGUAUUUUGCGACCAAUCAUCUGCUUGACUGAGCUGCCGUUCCAUCUACAUACCAUUUUCUAACACGUGACUAAAGCCGGAGUUACAAUAGCCCGUCGCCUCCGUCCGUCAAUCACGUGACCUGCAGCAAAUAAGAGCAGUGGCGUAGCUAAGAUGACGCGCCCCUGGCCAAACUUGAAAAUGGCGCCCCUGGCCAAACUUGAAAAUGGUGCCCCCUCAUGGAUUAAAAAAGAGGGGGAAGGGUUCAGUAACCGCGAAACCGUCACGGCUGCGCCCCCCCCCCCCCCCCCCCCCAUGCCCUGGCGCCCCUGGCGGUGGCCAUCACUGCCACCCGCUUGCUACGCCACUGAAUAAGAGUGCGAAAAAUUUCAUCCGUCCGUCCGUCAAAAGCUUGGCAAACUUAUACUUUUGACGGACGAACGGAUGAAAUUUAUAUCUAUGGUUGGUCGCGCCAGUCAAUUGUUAUCCGAUUACAAGUCAGUGGAGUUUGUUUUUGUUAGUUCAACUGUUCACAGUUUGGUUAGCAUUACAUAUAUGCAUUGCGGCUUGAAAAACUCUUGAAUUGUAAUAACUUCAAAUUUUUCUGAAAAUUUGCUGAUCCAUUAUGUACGGGAACACGAGUUUCUGUACGAUUUUCAAACGUGAACAGGAUCACCAAAAAUAUUUAGCUUAUAUGGGCAUUUCCUCUGACAUUAGACCAUUAAAGUUCGUAUUUGUUGGCUGCACUGAUUUCGAAAAAUGUUUGGACGGACGGACGAGGUGCCUUGUUGUAACAAAUGGACAUAAUUUGGCCUCGCUGGUUCGUACAUACAACUCGGUCGUAAGGACAAGUAUUGGAGAACCGUGAGUGUACGUAGAAUCGAGGUUUCACGUACUCUGAAGCGCUUGACCACUUGGACAAACUGAAGUUAUUUGUGCAUGGAACACAAAAUGUUCUUGAUAGUGUGAGCAAGAGUUUGUGGGAACUUGACAAUUUUGUAAUGUGUCAGUCGGAAAAUGUGUUAAAACAAUCAAAGCUGACACAAUAUUUUUCAAAACAGUAAUUUUUUUGCUAGUGUUUUAAUAAGUUUUUUAUUGUGCUUAUUACAUUUAAUUCAGUGUAUAUAAUUCAGUUUUUGAUGUAAUUGUAUAGUUUUCCAAGUAUGCUGAUGAUAAUAGGUGAGUAUAAUUUUAUGGUUAAUACAGUGUGUUAUUUGAGUAAAUUUGGUUUUUAUAUAGCGACUGAAUUUUAACCAAUGUAUUUCCCCUGUAAGAAGUUUUCCCUGUUAAGAAGAAGUUUUUAGCAUCCAGUCCCUUGAAAAACGUCUUAACAGAGUUUUACUGUAAUUUAAAAAAUGAGCCUCUUAUUAUCUUGAGUGGUGAUAUGUCAAUUCAUUUUGUUUAACGUGUUGAAAAGGUGUUUACCAAGCUAAGUUAGCAUUUCACUUUGGUUAGGAACACGGUUUAGUGAUUUCACUUCCAGGCACAGGUUGGCAAAUGUACAUAAACUUAAGACUAAACAUGUUUACUUGUAAGUACAAAACUGUGACAACAUAAAGAUUUUACUAAAUAUGCAGGCAUACCUGUUAUGUAAUAUGCAAGGAAAUCAAAUUUUAAAUAUAAAUUUUAUAUUAUUGGUUUAGGGUUCUGCUUUAAUAAAAAAAAAUGCAAGUGCAUUAUGUAGUGUUAAUAUUAUCAUUACACUAAUGUUACAAUUUAAAGGAUUUAAUUACUAUACAUGUA
Messenger RNA from Bacillus rossius redtenbacheri, 6179 nucleotides. RefSeq names its product DNA ligase 1. The coding region runs from base 560 to 2119 and encodes 519 amino acids. Lineage: Eukaryota; Metazoa; Arthropoda; Insecta; Phasmatodea; Bacillidae. The record is from RefSeq and is a predicted model, not a curated record. The transcript is spliced from 8 exons.